AGAACCAGAGACCAAAGACGGAGGAAAGGUAGCUCCUGUAGCUAAGACAUCGUUCAUUCAUUACUCUCUCUCUCUCUCGUGUUCAUUUUCUCUUCUCUCUUUUUGUGUUCUCUACUCUUUCUUCUUCUACUCUUACCUUCUCCUCGCUACUUUUUACCUCCGUUCAUCCGUCGUUGUCUUUUUACCGCUGCUGGUGGUAAAGACUUUGUUUUUACAGCUUUUCGGUGUUGCAAAAAUCGAUCGGAUAAAGUCAAGUCUUGUCGAUCGAGGGUUGCGAAGUUAAAGUUUGAAUUACUCAUGCAGAAGAACCUAUAGCAUUUUUGCUGCAGCUGCUUUGACGGGAAAAUGUUGGAAGCUCCAAAGUUUGCGGGACUUAUAGACUUAAAUGAAAACCAUGAACAUUAUGGACUGUCACAAAAUUUUUACCAUAAGCUUGGUGAGGGAUCAAACAUGUCAAUCGACAGUUAUGGGAGCUUGCGGAUGAGCAAUGGUGGAGGUUCUGUUGCAAUGUCGAUGGAUAACAGCAGUGUUGGAUCAAAUGAUUCACACACUCGUAUUCUAAACCACCAGGGUCUCAAGCGUGUCCACAAUAACUAUUCUGUUGCAGCUAGUGUAAACAAGGGGAAAGUUUCUCAUGGAUUGAGUGACGAUGCCUUAGCUAAAGCUUUGAUGGAUCCUCGAUUUCCUACCAAUGGGCUUGAGAAUUAUGAUGAGUGGACAAUUGAUUUGAGGAAGCUUAACAUGGGACCAGCUUUUGCACAAGGGGCUUUUGGGAAGCUCUAUAAGGGAACUUACAAUGGUGAGGAUGUUGCGAUCAAGCUUUUAGAGAGGCCAGAGAAUGAUCUUGAGAGGGCUCACUUGAUGGAGCAACAGUUUCAGCAGGAAGUCAUGAUGUUGGCAAGGUUGAAACAUCCAAACAUAGUUCGGUUUAUCGGUGCGUGCCGUAAACCCAUGGUGUGGUGUAUUGUCACUGAAUAUGCAAAAGGAGGAUCAGUUCGUCAGUUUCUCACUAAGCGACAAAAUCGAUCUGUGCCCUUGAAGUUAGCAGUAAAGCAGGCCUUGGAUGUGGCAAGGGGUAUGGAAUAUGUGCAUGGCCUGAAUCUGAUACAUCGUGACCUGAAAUCUGACAACCUACUGAUUGCUGCUGAUAAAUCAAUCAAGAUUGCGGACUUUGGGGUUGCUCGUAUUGAGGUGCAGACUGAAGGAAUGACACCAGAGACUGGAACAUACCGCUGGAUGGCUCCGGAGAUGAUCCAGCACCGACCAUACACACAAAAAGUUGAUGUUUAUAGUUUCGGCAUUGUUCUCUGGGAGCUCAUAACGGGGAUGCUUCCCUUCCAGAACAUGACCGCUGUACAGGCAGCUUUUGCAGUUGUCAAUAAAGGUGUCCGUCCAACCAUCCCUAAUGAUUGUUUGCCUGUCCUAGGUGAAAUCAUGACGCGCUGCUGGGAUCCUAACCCUGACAAUAGACCACCCUUCUCUCAGGUGGUCAGAAUGCUCGAGGUUGCAGAGACAGAGAUCUUGACAACGGUAAGAAAGGCCCGUUUCAGGUGCUGCAUCAGUCAACCUAUGACUACAGAUUGAUAUGGAAAAAGGAAACAGUAGGCAGUAAGAGCAAGAGUAAAGAAUUUGGGAAGGCAAAACAAAACUGAUACCAAAGUUUGCCAUUUGUAUCUACGAGGCAUAAUUUCGUCAUUCAGAUAGAAAAAAGGGAGAAAGUUAUGAUAAAAACUGUCUGUUUGUUGUAUCUUCUUUUUGUUUUCCUUUUCUCCUUGGAUUGAAGAUUCUGAUUAGUGAUAAUAGAAGUAUGUGUAAUUAUACAUGUCCUUUUGUGGCUGUAUUUAGAUCCUACCUUUUUAUUUUACUUUGAUCAAAUUUUAUCAG
Nicotiana tabacum (common tobacco) is the source of this 1884-nucleotide messenger RNA. Its product is annotated as serine/threonine-protein kinase STY13. The record is from RefSeq and is a predicted model, not a curated record. Gene Ontology annotation, molecular function: protein kinase activity; ATP binding. Gene Ontology annotation, biological process: protein phosphorylation; signal transduction. Gene Ontology annotation, cellular component: cytoplasm. NCBI's taxonomy places the organism in Eukaryota, Viridiplantae, Streptophyta, Magnoliopsida, Solanales, Solanaceae.